CGGGAUAUCUCCCCCAUUGUUUUCUUCCUCCCGCAGAUUCCCUCUUCUCGCUCGUUAGGGUUAGGUCUCCCCCGGCGCGGCGCAAUCCGCAAAUCUCGACGACGGCGCCAAGCAGCGAGCGGAUCCAGUCGAUCUAGUCCCGCGCCGACGAGCCUAUGGCGACGGCGGUGCUCAGAUCCCACGACGCGCUCGCCAACAGGAUGCAUCUCGCCGCCUUCGCCGCGUCCCCCCAGGCCGCCAAGCAGCGCCGCCGGCGCCACCCCAAGCCGGCCUCGCCGCCGCCCAAGGUGGCCGUUGUUGCCGGUUCUUCGCCGCCAAAGCCGGCUCUUUUGGCGUCGCCGGCGACGAAGCAGGCGCCCGCGGCCGGCCGUCGGUCCCCGCCGGUGAAGCCUGCCCGCAAGCAGCCUUCCCCGACCAAGGAGAAGCCCCGGCAGCAGCCGAUCGUGAUGGAGGCCGUCCGGAUCCUCAAGCGCGGCGAGGAGCCGCCUGCCCCCGCCCCCGCGCCAGUCCAGGCCAGGGCGCAAGCCCAGCCCGCGGACAGGCGGGUGCGGUCUCCCUCCCCUGCCUCACCGCCCGUCGUCAAGGCCCGGCCCCAAGCCCCGCCAGCGGAUAGGCGCGUGCGGUCUCCUCCCCCAGCCACAGCACCCAUCCCGGCACGGGCGCAAGCCCCGCCGGCCGACAAGAGGGCGCUCCGGACCACCAGCCGGAUCGGCCCGCAGCAACCUGCCGUGGCCCCGACCAAGAAGAUGGUGCCAGUCGCCAUCGCAACCAGCUACGCCGGCCCGGCGUUCUCUGCCGCGGCCCCAGAGCCGAGCUCCCUGCCCCUGCCGGGAUUCUUCUUCCGGCGCGCAGAGGAAGAGGCCACCCGCGGCCUCCGGUGCCUGCUCCGCAUCGGCGAGCUCUCAUGAUGACGGCUCCCCCUCCAGUAGCAGCGUGUGCGCCUCCUCCGUGGCUGCGCCGUUCUGCUCUCCUCCCUCCUCCCCCUCGUCUCGCCUCAUCUCCUCUGGAAGCAACAAGAAGAAGAAGAAGAGGUGGUAAUAACUCUCCCUGACUGAAGGACGGAAGGAUUUUAUCUGCGGAUGGUUGGUGUGUGGUUCGAUCCGGCGGAUCAGAUCCCGGAAGCUCCGUUCCGAUCGAACCCUUCCGGUAUUUUUUCAGAGGAAGGGUCAUCGGGGGAGCGGAGGUCCGGCGGUAGGGUUUGGUGGUGGUUGCUUUAGGUUCGCGCGUUGCUGCUGUUUGGUUCGCCUUGAUGUCGUUAGGUAGGUUGUUAAUCUUGGUGUAGGUGACGAUGAUGAUCUGGUAGCUAGGGAGUGGGUCUCAGGUUUGGUAAUAAUUGAAGUUUAUGCGUGUGUGCGUGUGUGGGGGUUGAAGAUUAAGGUUAAGGUAUGAGUUAUUACAAGUUAUUAUAUACUGAGAGGUAAGUAAAUUAGUAUGGUGGUUGCAUCAGCUGAGCUAUGUGUAGUUGGUGUGGCAACUGAGAGGUGUGUCUAGUUGCAUCAGCUAGGCUAUGUGUAGUUGAUUUAGCAGCUGAGUUAUCUUAGGUAUUUCAAGAGUUGUUCAUGGUCCUUUGUAAGAUAUAUCUAAGUCUGUGUCUGUAUCGGUCGAUCAUAGAGCUAUAAUUCGUGAAAUAAAAAUGUCAGUGGUAGAUUAUAUGA
Triticum aestivum (bread wheat) is the source of this 1655-nucleotide messenger RNA. Its product is annotated as vegetative cell wall protein gp1. The coding region runs from base 156 to 908 and encodes 250 amino acids. The record is from RefSeq and is a predicted model, not a curated record. The transcript has a single exon. Lineage: Eukaryota; Viridiplantae; Streptophyta; Magnoliopsida; Poales; Poaceae.